This is a messenger RNA of Colletotrichum truncatum, 1602 nucleotides long. RefSeq names its product plasma membrane g protein coupled receptor that interacts with the heterotrimeric g protein a. Gene Ontology annotation, biological process: adenylate cyclase-activating G protein-coupled receptor signaling pathway. The record is from RefSeq and is a predicted model, not a curated record. Lineage: Eukaryota; Fungi; Ascomycota; Sordariomycetes; Glomerellales; Glomerellaceae. Gene Ontology annotation, cellular component: plasma membrane. Gene Ontology annotation, molecular function: G protein-coupled receptor activity.
AUGGCACCCUGGCCCCGCGCACUCGAGGUCCCUGAUGGAUCGCAACUGCCACCUGUGGCCGCAUCUGAGAUUCUCAGUGUCCACCUGGCCGCUGCCUAUGACCGCAUUCCCGACGGCCUGCCCGAGCACCAAUGGACGAUUAUUCAGUCGACAUCGUUAGCUGCUGCCGCCCUGAGCGUCGCAGCUGUCAGUAUCGCCUUUUACUGGUUUUCUCGAAUGAGGCGGAGCUUCAGACAUGACCUCAUAAUGCUACUGAUGUCGAGCGACAUGCUCAAAUCGCUCUGGUUCAUCAUUUUUCCUAUUGCUGAUUUUAAGAACGGCCCCAUCCCUUCCGAAUCGUCUUUUUGCCAAGCAAGCGGGUUCUUCCUUUCUGUCGGCAUAGAGGCGUCCGAUAUUGCCGUUGUUCUCAUCGCCUUACACACAGCAAUCUACAUUUUCCGACCGCGCGACUCGGGGCGUCAGAAUGGGUUAUAUCCCCAUCGCCGGACUGCCUUUGGCGUCUUCAUCUUCGUUCCCCUCCUGAUGGCCUCGCUGGCCUUUAUCAACUGGCCUGGCUAUGCCAACAAUGGCGAAUAUUGCUAUCUGCCUGUUAGACCUGAGUGGACCCGACUCGCCCUCAGCUGGGUUCCUCGAUAUAUGAUCCUUCUCACCAUUGUGGCACUUUAUGCCUAUAUUUACAUUUACGUCAGUCUACGAAUUCGGCGUUUUGGCCGCCUUAGCGCAAUGAGACGGGCGAGUGCGACACAGAUGCCAGAUGACGGAGGACGCUGGGCCCACAUUCCCUCCGUGCCCCCUACUCCGAGCUCACGGCGUGGCUCAGAAACCUCAACAGAAGAUCCGGAGCGGCAGCGGACUUCCUCGACCGCCACCACGGUGACUCCUGACAUUGAACUCAUCCAUAGUCGCCAGAAGAUUCAAUGGAACUGGCCAGCUUACGGUAACGAGGACGGGCUUAUUCCUGAGCAAGAUGAGAGUGCGGAACGCCCUAGUAUGGACCCCAGCACCAGCCCAAUGUCUCCCACCUUUGCACCUAUUUCGCCACCUCCUCAUAGUUACGUGCGACGUGACACGAUUGACCUGAGCUCGUCUUAUCACUACCAAACUCACCCGCACCGGGCCAGCUUCAACACCUUCUGGCACCCACAGAACAGCGCGGCGACCGCCCGCGCCAAAUCUCUAGCCAAUAUUUGGUCCAUCCUUCGCCGUGGUACCUCACUGGAGUCGGGCACCGACCACAACGGCACACCUUUCCUAUUUCAUCCGGCAAUGGACGGCACCGGCAUGACCAAGACGCGCGACAAGAUCCGUCGCCAGCUCCGCCUGCUCUUUGUGUACCCCAUUGUAUACAUACUGAUCUGGGCCGUUCCCUUCGUGGCCCAUGUCAUGCGCUGGGACAACCCAGACGAAACCGGCCCUUUUGCGGUUGUGUUAUUAUCACUAGUGAGCCUGUCAAUACAAGGCCUAGUCAACGCUUGUUUGUUUUGUGCAGUAGAAAAGCCCUGGAUUGACAGGAGGGCUAAAUAUAAGAGAACGCCGUCUAAGCUACGGCGAGACAAGGAUGAAGCCCGGCAACGGGUGGGUCAGCGGGCAUCAUUAGCAUAG